UUACAAAUAAAAUGUAGAAACCAUCCAAAAAUAACAAGUAAAUACAACUAAACCAAAUAAUAAUGAUGUCUUAAUCAUGAAAAUUGCACAGUUUCUUAAAAUCUAAUACAAAAAAUAUUUAAUUUUCAUUAUGGAGGAAAUAGAUUAUGACGAAUACUGCGACCCAGCCAACCCCAGGAAAAUAAAAUAUGAUGACAUACUAGCGGCGUCACGUCGUAUCGUGGGGGCCGUCGUCCGGACCCCCUGCACGAAAGCAAACAUGUCGGAAAAACUGGGCAUGGACCUGUAUCUUAAACAAGAAUUUAUGCACUACACGGGAUGCUUCAAAGAGCGUGGCGUACGCAACGCUUUGUCCAUGCUAUCCGACGACCAAAAGAGGUACGGCGUGGUUACUUCCACGACCGGUAACCAUGGCAUAGCCAUGAGCUACCAUGCCUCCCAACUGGGCAUACCAUGCUGCGUCGUGGCGCCCACCCACACUCCGCUGAGCAAGAUGAACAGAUGUGAGAAACUCGGCGCCAAAGUCAUCCUUCAUGGGUCCAACUACGCGGACGCAACGCUACACGCAAUGACAAUUAGGAAAGAUAAGAGGAUGACAUAUAUUAAUGGAUACGACCACCCAAACGUAAUAGAAGGUCAAGGUACGGCGGGCAUAGAGAUCAUAGAACAAGUGCCGGCCGUGGACGCCAUCAUCGUGCCGUGCGGCGGCGGCAGCUUGCUGAGCGGCAUCGCCAUCGCCGCCAAGCAUUUGAAGCCCGACACGGAGAUAUACGGCGUUGAAACAGACAGGACGUGCAGUAUGGUGGAAGCGCUCAGAAAAAAUGAAAGAGUUCGACUAAACAUCGAUUCCACCAUAGCCGACAGCUUAGCAAUAAAUAUAGUCGGCGUCAACACAUUCCACAGUCUCAAGGGAUUGGUAGAUAAAAUGGUAGUAGUAAAAGAAGAUUGGGUAGCUCGAGCCAUAAUGCACAUAGUGGAAGAAGAACGAUUUGUUGUAGAAGGUGGCGGUGCAGUAGCUAUUGCUGCUAUUAUGGCGGGACUGUUUCCUAAUCUUAAAGGCAAAAAGGUGGUGUGUCUAUUAUCGGGUGGCAAUAUAGAGACUACGAUCUUAGCUCGGGCCCUGGAGCGCGGUAUGGCGGCUGAGGGUAGACUUGUAAAGUUCAAGGUUACCGUGAGCGACAAGCCGGGGGGUAUGGCGGAAUUGUGCAGCUACCUGGCGGGAAUUGGCGUCAUGUUGCGAGACUGUGUGCCAGAGAGAGCCUGGGUCAAGGGUGAUGUUUUUAGUGUCGAGAUGAAAGUAAUAGUCGAAACCAGAGGCUGGGACCACACGAAAGAGUUGAUCGAGCUAAUAAAGAAACACUACAAGGAAUACUUCUUCCAAGACAUGCGUGACAAUGCAGAUAAGAACAUGAGCGCGCGUCGCGGGCCCUGCCUCGCGCCCAACCCCGUCUGCAUGCAGAAAUAAACAUUUGACUAUAAAUUUUACUGCAAAUAAUACACCCAUAAAAUAAUAGAUACUAUAUAAUAA
Messenger RNA from Amyelois transitella, 1528 nucleotides. RefSeq names its product L-threonine ammonia-lyase. Bases 131 to 1465 code for a protein of 444 amino acids. Gene Ontology annotation, biological process: L-serine catabolic process; L-threonine catabolic process. Gene Ontology annotation, molecular function: threonine deaminase activity; L-serine ammonia-lyase activity. NCBI's taxonomy places the organism in Eukaryota, Metazoa, Arthropoda, Insecta, Lepidoptera, Pyralidae. The record is from RefSeq and is a predicted model, not a curated record. The transcript has 9 exons.